Messenger RNA from Verruconis gallopava, 1522 nucleotides. RefSeq lists its product as uncharacterized. NCBI's taxonomy places the organism in Eukaryota, Fungi, Ascomycota, Dothideomycetes, Venturiales, Sympoventuriaceae. The transcript is spliced from 4 exons. The record is from RefSeq and is a predicted model, not a curated record. The coding region runs from base 139 to 1170 and encodes 343 amino acids. Gene Ontology annotation, biological process: cytoskeleton-dependent cytokinesis. Gene Ontology annotation, molecular function: molecular adaptor activity; GTPase activity; GTP binding. Gene Ontology annotation, cellular component: microtubule cytoskeleton; septin ring; septin complex.
CGUAAAGUUGCUGUUGCUGCUGCUGCCACCACUAUCACCACAACUUGAAUUCUCCUUCUCUCAGUCGUCUGCUUGUCAUAACGCGGCUUUUUGCGCCAUCUCAAGCACCGAGUGUAGACCAUCUCCAAUAUUGCCACAAUGGCCGCCGUCUACCCAAAUCAGACGCAAAGCGUGUUCCCCAAGAAUUACGUCGGUUUCGACAGCAUCACCUCGCAGAUCGAGAAGAAGCUCCUGAAGCGCGGCUUUCAGUUCAACAUCAUCUGCGUUGGCCAGACAGGUCUGGGCAAGUCGACCCUCAUCAACACCAUCUUUGCCUCGCACCUCAUCGACAGCAAGGGCCGCCUGCGACCCGAAGAGCCUAUCCGCAGCACGACCGAAAUCCAAGCCGUGUCACACAUCAUUGAGGAAAAUGGCGUGCGCCUACGGCUCAACAUCGUGGACACUCCUGGCUAUGGCGAUCUGAUCAACAACGAGCGCUGCUGGGACCCCAUCGUCAAGUACAUCAAAGACCAACAUUCUGCAUACCUGCGCAAAGAGCUCACCGCACAGCGAGAGCGCUACCUCCAGGACACUAGGAUCCACUGCUGCCUGUUCUUCAUUCAACCCAGCGGACAUGCGCUCAAGCCGAUUGACAUCGUGGUGCUCAAGAAGCUGAGCGAGUUCGUCAACGUCGUGCCUGUGAUCGCCAAGAGUGAUUCACUUACGCUGGAGGAGCGUCAGGCAUUCAAGGAACGCAUAAAGGAGGAGUUCCAGUUCCACAACUUGCGCAUGUACCCAUACGAGAAUGACGAGCAUGACCCAGAAGAAGUUGCUCUCAACUCUCAGAUCAAGAGCAUGAUCCCCUUUGCUGUCGUCGGUUCAGAGAAGACUAUCGUCGUUGGAGGCAAGCAAGUUCGCGGCCGCCAGAACCGCUGGGGCGUCGUCAAUGUUGAGGACGAGAACCACUGUGAAUUCGUGCACUUGCGCAAUUUCCUGACCCGCACCCACUUGCAGGACCUGAUCGAGACAACAUCCCAGAUCCACUACGAGUCUUUCCGCGCCAAACAACUGCUUGCUCUCAAGGAAAGCAGCGCUGUCGGUGCCGGACACUCUGGAAGCAGGCCUAUCAGCCCGAGUGCAGAUCGCGAGCUCAGCAGGAACUCGCAGCGCAUGACUAUGAACGGCUACUAAACAACGCAGUACCUCUCUCCGUAUCUCUUGCAAACGGUGCGAACUGGCAGUCGGGAGUAUUGCUAGGAGUGUGGAGUCAUGUCAUGACGGGGUUGCUAUUUCCCAUGAAGCAGUUAAUCGUAUCAUCAUACAAACUGCUGGCCUUUAUUUCGAGACUGAUUAUGGGGCUGUCUUCUUUUUUGUGUGUGCGUGCCUGUGUGUGCUGCAGCGAGUAACAAAAUUUCUUGGUUCUCACGUAAUGGAUUAGCACGGUGUACCGAUUAGGUAGUUGGUUCUGAAUCUGGCUUGCUCUCAUACGAAGGGUUCAAGCUGGAGGUGUUAGUACGUAGCUUAAUUUGAUAUCCCUCCCGUA